AUGGCAGAGUCUCCCGGCUCCCCCCUCUCGUCCAUCGCGUCCGACGAGCUGGCUGAGGACAUCAAACUGGACAAAGAUGGUCAGUCUCCGUCAGCCUCGAGUAUGCCACCGUCGAAAAGGCGCCGUACUGGUAUCGCGUCAUGGGACCACCACACUCCCAUCUCAUCUGUACACGGUGAUAACGUUCCAACCUCACCAUCGAGUCCUAUUUCCUCGGAUACAGACGGCGAAAUCCCAAACUCACCCUCCCUUCUCGCAUUAAUUGGCGGCGGCCAGGAUGAUGAUUACAGUGGACAAGGUGGCGAACAAGUCUCGAUUUGUCGCUGGGAUGGCUGUGAGGCUGGCGAUCUGGGCAAUAUGGACGAAUUGGUCAAUCACAUCCACGAAGAUCAUAUUGGUUCCCGACAAAAGAAAUACUCCUGUGAAUGGGUUGACUGCAGUCGCAAAGGACAGACCCAUGCUAGUGGUUAUGCGCUGCGCGCACAUAUGCGGAGCCAUACGAGAGAAAAGCCAUUUUAUUGUGCACUGCCAGAAUGCGAUCGGAGCUUUACUCGCUCCGAUGCUCUUGCGAAACAUAUGCGAACCGUACACGAAACUGAAGCUCUUCGGCCGUCAGAUCCUGUACCCAAAAACAGUCAAUGGGGUGGCGUUGCUACUCCAGCCAACAAGGUACCACGAAUCAAGUUGAAACUCAACCUCGGCCACAAGGACGAUUCGGAACAUAUUACAAAUGGAGAUAAUGCCAGCCACAUUGACGCAGAAGAAGCUGAGCUGAUCCCAGUGCCAGAGUUUACCCCUGACCUAGGAUUCGAUGGAAGUGAACUCGCCUUACCCCCGAGUCAAUUAUACAGACUGCUUCGUCGCCAGAUGCAUUGGGCGGAGAUUGAGACCAACAAGCUCAAAGAGCAGUGGCGUGUUUGGGAACCCAAACGAAGACAAGCCUGGAAUGAGAAGGAAGCUGCUUUCAAACUUAUCAUGCAAACGGAAAAUCGUUUGUACGAAGCUUUCAGCAUACGACGUGAAGAUCCUGAGAACGACCGUAUUGGAAAUGAGGUGGACGAAGCUGCUUCUACCUGA
This is a messenger RNA of Talaromyces proteolyticus, 1077 nucleotides long. RefSeq names its product putative C2H2 finger domain protein. Lineage: Eukaryota; Fungi; Ascomycota; Eurotiomycetes; Eurotiales; Trichocomaceae. Gene Ontology annotation, cellular component: nucleus. Gene Ontology annotation, biological process: regulation of transcription by RNA polymerase II. Gene Ontology annotation, molecular function: DNA-binding transcription factor activity, RNA polymerase II-specific; RNA polymerase II cis-regulatory region sequence-specific DNA binding. The coding region runs from base 1 to 1077 and encodes 358 amino acids. The transcript is spliced from 2 exons. The record is from RefSeq and is a predicted model, not a curated record.